Molecule: messenger RNA, 1796 nt
Organism: Patiria miniata (bat star)
Lineage: Eukaryota; Metazoa; Echinodermata; Asteroidea; Valvatida; Asterinidae
Product: organic solute transporter subunit alpha-like
Exons: 7
Coding region: 466-1677 (403 amino acids)
Biological process (GO): transport
Molecular function (GO): transporter activity
Source: RefSeq, a predicted model, not a curated record
AACAUGCAUGGCUCGCGUUCCAUUUACAGGUGCUUGCAAUUCCCGGCAACUCUUGAAAAGCUUCAGAGAAAAGGUGCCACUGUGACCUGUUGACGGCCGGUCUCCCUGAGGUUUCUGAAGUUGGGGAAACCUUUACGUAUGAAUUAAUGCACUUCUUGUUAUCAUAAUAAUGCGUCAGUGAGUCUAUAGGUAUUGUUCAAUAAGAGGUGUGAAGAAACGGACCGCACUGAACAAUUGCUGUAUCGUGUGGGGACUUCAGUCGCAUUGUGUUUGCAUAGCACCUGUGCAGUACAGUGUGUGCUAACUUAAAAAGUUGUUAUUCCAAGUAGCCAUUCCAACGAGUGGUCAUCGUAAAUAGGCCAGUAAUAGAGGGUCUACUAUAUAUCGGGUCUGAAGCCACAGUAGUAUACUCGCAAGGAAAGCUCUACUAUUGCAAACGAGAGGUGGACCUACAAGACAGUCAGCAUGGAGAAUACAACAGGUGUCAUGAACGUGUCUACAGAUGCAGUGGAUAUGUCAGCUGAUUCGGAGGAAUCCAACUGCACAUUCACAGUGCCCAGCGCCGGAGAAAUGUUCUUAUUGCACACAUCUGAACCCUGGUCCACGGCAGUCCUCAUCGUUGUGUCCAUCUUGAGCUUUCUGACUUGCUUGUUGUUCAUCGAGACUGCGUACAGUGCAACGCGCUCCCUGGAGUACGGCACACGGCGAGGCUACACCAUGUUCAUCCUUGGUCUCGUACCGGUUUUUAGCGUGACGUCAUUGACGGGUAUCUAUAUCCCCAAGGCGGCUCUAGUGGGAAUCUGGGCAGCAAGCGUGUAUCUCUCUGUUUCGCUGUACAUCUUCCUGAUGCUUAUCUUCAACUACUUCGGAGGUCCGGACGAGAUGGUGGCCAAGUUGGCCAAGACCAAGAUCAGUCUGUCCCAGCCUCCGCUGGCGUGCUGCUGUCCCUGCUGCUGCCGGAAGAUCUGGCUGACAACGACCAACUUGCAUCGUCUUCGUGUGGCCGUGCUGCAGAUGGCCGUCGUGUACCCAUUGACGUAUUUCAUCACAGCCAUCUUGUGGGCUGAUGGCCUAUACAAUCCCGCACAGUUGGACCCCUCAUCCGCUUACCUGUAUCUCACGGUGCUCAUGAUCGCGUCCACACUGACGGCCAUGUAUGCAUUGACUAUCAUCAACGUGGCCGCCGAUGCCAGCCUAGCCGCCAUGUACGGAACGUUCCGUCUCCGAUUCUCCCUGCUCAAGUUCUUCAUGAUCGUCCCCAGUCUUCAGGGGCUGGUCAUCUCCAUCGUUUCCCAGGUUGUGAACUUUUCGUGUGAGGGCGUCCUAGCGCCCAGUAUCAGGGCCAGCCUGUGGUACAACAUCCUGGUUGUCAUAGAGAUGUUCCUCCUGCUCCUGAUUGGCCGCUGCAGAGCCCUCUUCGACAAAUACCACGGGCCGUUACUGCAGGCCAAUCAGGCCGACUCUCUCAGCACCUCCCAGACGCGGUACCAGUACUCGGAGAUACGGGAGGUGGCGUCGCCCAUGCUGGACGCCGAGGGAAACAAGCCAGCCUUCCCUGCGCAUCUACUCGACGUGGAGAAGGCGCCGCUGGAUUGCAACCAAGGAAUGGUGGGGAUGAACGGCGCGGAGCUGCCAUCUCAGAGUCGGGUGCGCCAGACAGUCGAAAGUGAUGUUUGAAGGACACUUACAGAGUUUUUGGAAAUCUUUGGCUUUAGAAAAUGUAAGCCUCCGACUUAAAGAACUUUAGUCUCGGUCUCAGAUUGAUUUGAAUUUUGCCAGACAAGCAUGAAUAAGCU